AUGAUUAGGACAACUAAUUUACUUAGACUUCCCCAGUUGGGUAGGUUAUUUGCCCCGACUGUUCUCAGAAAUUCCAGGUGUCUGUCGCACACGUUCCCUAGGGCCAACGAGUUGAAUGAGCAAGUUAUGAAACCAAAGAAGCCUCUUUCCAGGAUACCCGUGGGGGGUUCCGAAUCAGUGAGAGAGCAGACUGUGAAGACUGGCUCAACUGUUGAGUUUUCCACGGGAAGGGCGUUGGUUCUGUUUCUGGUGGUGGGAGCUGGAUUGACGUAUUUCUUCAAACAGGAGAAGAAAAGGCUGGAAAUCCAAAGAGAAGCUGAGACAAACAGGGGUAUGGGAAAGCCGCUUAUUGGGGGAGACUUCAACCUUGUGGACCAUAACGGAAACCCUUUCACUCAGGAAAAGCUCAAGGGCAAGUUCUCAGUGCUGUACUUUGGCUUCAGCCACUGCCCCGACAUCUGUCCCGAUGAGCUUGACAAGCUAGGAUUGAUCUUGGAAAACAUGAAGAAGAAUCAUGGGGUCACUUUGCAGCCAAUAUUUAUUACGUGUGAUCCAGCUCGUGACUCGCCCGAGGUGCUGAAGGAGUAUCUCAGUGAAUUCCACCCUGAUAUUAUAGGCUUGACUGGUGACUACGACGAGAUUAAGAAGUGCUGCAAAAACUUUCGUGUCUACUUUUCCACGCCCAGGGACCUCAAACCUGGACAGGAUUACCUGGUGGACCACUCCAUCUUCUUCUACCUCAUGGACCCAGAGGGUGAGUUUAUUGAUGUACUGGGUAGACAAUACGAUGCUGAGGGUGCUGCUGAGAAGAUCAAACAGCACAUUUCAGUUUACGUUCCCAAGGACGCCAGAGAGAAGCAGAAACAAGGCUGGUUGGGGUUUCUCUUUAAAUGA
Molecule: messenger RNA, 894 nt
Organism: Kuraishia capsulata CBS 1993
Lineage: Eukaryota; Fungi; Ascomycota; Pichiomycetes; Pichiales; Pichiaceae
Exons: 1
Coding region: 1-894 (297 amino acids)
Biological process (GO): intracellular copper ion homeostasis; mitochondrial respiratory chain complex IV assembly
Cellular component (GO): mitochondrial inner membrane
Molecular function (GO): copper ion binding; copper chaperone activity
Source: RefSeq, a predicted model, not a curated record